Messenger RNA from Haemonchus placei, 450 nucleotides. The record is from the annotation of a GenBank genome assembly. NCBI's taxonomy places the organism in Eukaryota, Metazoa, Nematoda, Chromadorea, Rhabditida, Trichostrongylidae.
AUGGCAAUUUUUUAUGUAGUGGUGGACAUGAAGCGGUCGGGAUCAGCGAGAGAAUCUCUGGCUACUGCGCAAGCGUUCAGUGCUUUCAACUUGGACGAAUUGGAUGUGGUGACUGCUCGCGGCGACGAACCAUCCGAUGUCACUACUGCAAGGGAACCAGGUUCUCCCAAGAAACCUGGGUCGUUUGAUGUUACAAAAGCUGAGGAAUCAGUAGUGGUUACUGCUAGAGAAGCACGAUCCCCAGUCCGAACUGAAAACUCACAGACAUCUGAUGCUGAGGAUCUUACGGCAAGAGAAGCGCUGUCCCCGACACCUGGAAGAGCGCCGCAGGCCGAACACAACCAUAAGAGCAGAUACAGCACUGAUUUCAAUAUGGCUUUAGUGAGUCUAUGUUUUAUGAAAAAUUUUCAAAAGCUCCUCUCGAUUUUGGAACACCGUGCUGUUCUUUAA